Molecule: messenger RNA, 6111 nt
Organism: Pongo pygmaeus (Bornean orangutan)
Lineage: Eukaryota; Metazoa; Chordata; Mammalia; Primates; Hominidae
Product: serine/arginine-rich splicing factor 8
Exons: 2
Coding region: 2264-3112 (282 amino acids)
Molecular function (GO): RNA binding
Source: RefSeq, a predicted model, not a curated record
UAAGUGACAAAAUCUCACUGUGUCACCCCAGGCUGUUGUGUGGGGAUGAAAUCAUAGGUAAAACAAUCUUAAUGCCCUCACCUAACUGGCUAAAACUAAAAAGUCUCAUAUUCACCAAAGGUUUGCAAAAGUGAAGAGCACUGAGCACCCUCAUACACAGCUAUCCUGUGUGUAAAUUGAUAAAAACUGUUGAAAAACAAUCAUGCAUGGUAAAGUUUGAAUUCACAUACAGUUGUCCCUUGAUAUUCUGCAGGUGGAUGGGGUUUGGUCCUUAGUAACCUCUGAGGAUUCUGAGGAGUUUCAAGUCCAUAUAUAAAAUGGCUUGGUAUGCGCAUGUAACCUAUACAUAUCUUCCAAUAUACUUUAAGUCAUCUCUAGAUAACUUACAUUAUGAUGAAAAUGCUAUGUAAAUAAUUGUUUACCAUAUUAUGUUCUAUUUAUUUUUAUUAUUAUUUUUUAAUAAUUUCUACUCACAGUUGGCUGAAUUCACUGAUGCUGAAGCCAGAGGUUACAGUGGGCUGCCUGUAUUUUAUGGCAAGGGAUCCAUUCAUACCUAAGAGGACACAUGAGCUCCAGUAUACAUGUCCAUGCGUGUUCUGAGCAACACUGUAAGAGGCCAAAAGUGGAAACAACCCAAGUGCCCAUCAACAGCACAAACAUUUAUACCAUUGAAUGCCUUAUGGCAAGGUAACAGGAUCAAGUACAGCUACACGGAACACAUAGAUGAGGGAAAUAAAACACAAAAUACAUUAAAAUAUAAAAAGGACAAUUCUAUGUAUAUAAGGUUACAUAACAUUUUCAAAAUCAGCAACAUUUUAAUUAAUUUAAUUAAUUUAGAAUUCUCCUGCAGAGGGGUUUUCUCUCUUCUCUCUAAUGUGUUAAUUUAUUUAAUCAUUUAUUUACAACAGCACAGAUUAAUAUUUAUUUUAUAUUUUGGAAUACGAUAUAGUAGUAUUUUACUUUGUUCCUUAAAUUGUUCAAGAUUUGGCCAUUGGGAGCUGUUUUAUUGGUUUUUGUACCCCUCUAAAAUUACCCCAUCAAUGCUUUUGUUUGUUUUCUAUUUAUCACAUCCUUAUUUUCCAGCACUCCAAGAUGCUCUAGGCCCUUUCUGUGUAUUUCCUUUCCAGAUCUAGAAACUGUAUUUCUUCAUCAAUAUUGCUAGAUUGUUUUUUCUUUAAAAGUGUUAGAUUUGUUUUAUUAAUCAUCUUUUUAAAAAAACAUAUUGUCCCUUUUACUUCUAUUUUUAUUUUAAUGUUUAAUUUUUUGUUUUGGUUUUGUUUUACUAAUUGCUUGACUUCAACAUAAAAAAUAAGUUUUAGAAUGUGGUUAUUAAUUUUCAAGUAAAUAUGAUUGGAUUCAGGUUUUUUAUUUUUAACCUUCAAUAUUAUUUCACUGAGGUCCAGAUGUGCUCAAUUUAGUGACCUAUUAAAUUUUAAUUGACAUUUAUUUUGUAGUCUUGUAUUGGGAAAUUCUUGUGAGUGUUUUCUACGUAUUUUUCGUUGUUGCAGGUUAUAUGAUCAAAAUUGUUGUUUGUUGUGCAAACUAUUAUAGCAUUACCAGUUUUGUUCUCUGCACUAUUGAUUUCUGAGAAAACGGUGUUACGGGGAAAAAGAAACUUCCAUCAUCAGUGCAGAUUUUUCAGUUUUACCUUAUAACUCUCAGUCUUGGCUAUGUGUCACUGUUAUGUGUUUAGGUGCGUUAAGUUCAUCACUGUAAUGUUUUCCUAGUGAAUUUUCUUUUCAAUAACUAUAAAAUGUGCUCCUUUGAUCCUAUCGAUACACUGGAUAUUAAUAUUGCUACCCUAGGUUCUUUUGUUUAAUAUUUGUCUGGAUUGCCUGUUCCCAUAAAUUGACCUUUAAUCAGUUAGCUUUGUUCUUAAGAGUGGUUUAAAAUGUAGAAUAAUAGGGAGGGGCAUGGGAGGGUGGGACGUCUAAUGUAAAUCCAGCCCAGUGAUUACAUUAGCUGGGCGCUGAUUAGGUUAGGAUGUUGCCCAGGUACAAGGCCAGGAUCUUCGGGACCUGGCUUCAUUUGGAGUUCAGCUACCAAAAGGAAACCUUCCUCUGGGUCCUGGAGUAUUUGGCCUGAAAUCGGGAAUUUGGAAGUUGCUGCUCCAGGGCGCUCCCUGCGGAGCUCGGCCGCCCGCCUCUCCGCCCGGCCUUUCCCGGCGUCCCCACGCGGGGCGCAACCGCGAGAAAGGAACGCAGGUCGCACCGUCAGCGCCCAGAGCAGCGCCAGUUUCCGGGCCCGGGCUGCUCUCGGAGCCAUGAGCUGCGGCCGCCCCCCUCCCGACGUGGACGGCAUGAUCACCCUCAAGGUGGACAACCUGACCUACCGCACCUCUCCCGACAGCUUGAGGCGCGUGUUCGAGAAGUACGGGCGCGUGGGCGACGUGUACAUCCCGCGGGAGCCCCACACCAAGGCGCCCCGGGGCUUCGCCUUCGUCCGCUUUCACGACCGGCGCGACGCCCAAGACGCCGAGGCCGCCAUGGACGGGGCGGAGCUGGACGGACGCGAGCUGCGGGUGCAGGUGGCGCGCUAUGGCCGCCGGGACCUGCCCCGCAGCCGCCAGGGAGAGCCACGCGGCAGGUCCGGAGGCGGCCGCUACGGACGGCGGAGCCGCAGCUACGGGCGGCGGAGCCGCAGCCCCAGGGGGCGACACCGCAGCCGAUCCCGGGGUCCCAGCUGCUCCAGGUCCCGCAGCCGAUCUCGCUAUAGGGGUUCUCGCUAUAGCCGGUCUCCCUACAGCCGAUCUCCUUACAGCCGGUCGCACUACAGCCGCUCUCCCUACAGCAGAUCUCGCUACAGGGAAUCUCGCUACGGCGGAUCUCACUACAGCUCAUCUGGUUACAGUAACUCUCGCUACAGCCGAUAUCACAGCAGCCGGUCUCACUCGAAGUCUGGGUCCUCCACUAGCUCUCGCUCUGCAUCAACCUCCAAAUCGAGCUCUGCGCGACGAUCCAAGUCCUCCUCGGUCUCCAGGUCUCGCUCACGGUCCAGGUCUUCAUCUAUGACCAGGAGUCCUCCCCGGGUAUCCAAGAGGAAAUCCAAGUCCAGGUCGCGAUCCAAGAGGCCUCCCAAGUCUCCUGAACAGGAAGGACAGAUGUCCUCUUAAGAAAAUGAUGCAUCAGGAAGCAACGUGAUGGAGGACUUGGGGAAAAGGAUCACAUACUCAGUAUAUGGAAGCAACGUCCCUGGAAGAAGAGGCUGCCUAUUGAAAAGGUUGUGUCACACUUUUCUACCUUUUUACCAGUUUGAAGCUUUGCAUCAGGUGACAAAAUUCAUUCUAUGUGCCGUUUUGUUGUUAUUCACAUUUUCUUGUAACUUAGGUGAACGACCUAAGAUUACAUUGUUGGGUUUGGAUAUUUGAGGCAAAAAUUUAUUUUUAUUUCUAUAGUGAUGACUGUUUUGGUUUGAAAUGAACAGAUUGGUAACCUAAUUCGUGGCCUCCUGACUUAAGGAAACGUGUGCAGCCAUUACACACAGCCUAACGCUGUCAAGACAUUGCUUCAACAUUGCCUUCAUUCCUUAAAAACCUACAAAAGGUGGUGUAAAUUAAUAUGGAUAAUUUUAUUUACCUCCAGGUUUAAAAGGCCCGGCUGCGUAGCAGUUGAGUGAUGCUGGUUAGCUAUUAAGGUGGCCUGUUGCAGUGCAGAGUGCUGAGCUGCUUCCUGUUUUCUUCUGAUUGCUCCUGGGGAAAACACGCCUUGUCCUGAAGAACAAAUGGGUGUCCAGUUUAUUAAAAUGCCUGUCAACUGCACUUCCAAUCACCCAGGCCUUGCAGAUAAAUAAUGGAGCAUGCAGUGAGCACAUCUAGCUGAUGAUAAUCACACCUUUUCCCCCGUCUUUUCUGAAAAAUUGUAAAUCUGAUCAUAUCAACAUGUAUGAACUUAAAAUAUGGAGAAUGUUAUGGAAGAAAUAGUUUAUAAGUUUGUUAAGUACUUAUAACAUGGUGUAUCUUUUUGAUUAUUAAUUUUUUACACUAACCAUUGUUUCUGUAGUUAAAAUUGUUUUCUUGGUGUUAUCUUUUCUCAAAAUAAAAUUAGAAACUUUUGAUGGAAAGUAGGUUGUUUUAUUUUCUGUAUGACUUUUGGAUAUUUGUACUUUUGAGAAAAUUAUUAGUACCAAGUGUUUCUCAAAAUAUAAUUUUUUAAAAAUCCUUAAUAGGCUUUUAGCUAUGUGCUUUGUUUUAUCACAAUGCAGCUUAUUUGUAGUUUCUCUUUUUUCCUCAUACCUAUGGUUUUUUUACUUCUAAAAUUAUUUUCAAAUAAUCCAUUUUUGGCUUUCAUCAUUAUCCCUACUAGAUGUUAUGUGUUCUUUUAUAAUUGUUUCUGCUUAUACCUUUACUAGCAAAGGGAAAAAUAACAAUUUGGUGUCAAUGAUCUGGUGACAAUAGGAUUACACUGGAGCCAAUUGAAUAAAUUUAUUCUUUCAAUCAUAUGGGUCUCCAUUAAUAUUUUUGACUGAAUUAUCAAUUAAAAAUAUUUCAUUCCCUUUUUGCAGAAACUGCUAAAUCCAGAAUUCGAUUCUUGAAUGAACUGGCAAGGUGGCUCUGGUCUGUAGAUAUACAUCCCACAUUUUGUUGUUAUAACAAUUAGUUCAUAUAUAGACUCCAGAAUCUAAAUUUUAUGAUAAUGACAUUUCUUCUGGUCAUGACAAAUGUAAUAUUUUACAAAUAUAAAUCUACGUAGAAUCCAAAGACAAACCCAGAGCAGUCCUGUCUGAGAAAUAAAAAAUCAGGACACCCAUGGCAUCGUAGUAGCCACUCGCGUCCAGCAGGUGGCGAAGGGAGGUGAGCUAUAUUUAUUAAAUGGGACGGAGUGGGACGGGGACGGGGCAGCCCUAAGGGCAGGGGAGCACUGUCAAUCUCUGGAGGUAGAAUGAGACCCAGGCAUAGUUGGAGUUUGAAGCUUUGAAGCAAAAAUAUCUGUAGAACAUCUUAAACAUGUGACCAAAAUAUGAUGUUAAAAUCAGCAGCUCUUUAUACGUUAAAAACUUUGAAACCUGUGGCCGGGCAUGGUGGCUCGCGCCUGUAAUCCCAGCACUUUGGGAGGCCAAGGCAGGUGGAUCACAUGAGGUCAGGAGUUCAAGAGCAGCCUAACCAACAUGGUGAAACCCAGUCUCUAAUAAAAAUACAAAAAUUAGCCGGGCAUGGUGGCGCAUGCCUAUAAUCCCAGCUACUCGGAGGCUGAGGCAAGAUAAUCGCUUGAAACCGGGAGGCAGAGGUUGUGGUGAGCCGAGAUCACGCCAUUGCACUCCAGCCAGGACAACAAGAGCAAAACUCCAUCUCAAAAAAAAAAAAAAAAAAGAAAAGGAAACAAACCAACAACAACUUUGAAACCUAAGAACAAUUUUGGACCUGUUGGAGCAGAAAUGUGUAGUUGUCAUUGAAGGUGUGAACAUACCCUACCUCUACUCUACAUGUGGAAGACCUGACACACAGAGGACAUGAACCCAUGAAGAACAGUGAUGUGAUAUGUUUUACAUUUUAUUAGUACCAUGAUCUAACCAACUGAGCUAACUGGCCACACCAUUUUAUCCUUUAUAAUGAUCACUAUGAGGGCUGAGUGCAGAAUGGAGUGUAUGUGGUCAAGAGUGGAAGCUGUGAGCCUAUUGCAGUAAUCCAGAAAGAAAGGUGACAAUUGCUUAGACUUCGGUGGUAGUGUUGGAAAUGGACAUAUUCAGGAAAUAUAUUGAUCUUAGAUCUAAUAAGACACGUAAUAGAUUAGAAGUAGAGAAAUUAAUGAAAAAGCAGAAUUAAGGAUGACUUCUCACUGGCUUGAAAUGCUAAACGGAUGAGGGUGCUGUUUAGUGAGUUGGGGAAGACUGGGGGUGGUGAUGGGUGUAGAAAUUGAGAAAGGAAAAUCAAGAAUUUCCAGAACUUUCAGAGCCAUGUUACUUUCCUUGAUAGUGGGUCAGUCAUCAUUUAUAAGUGCAUUUCUAAAAAUAUUGCUUAAUUUUGUUUUUGAGCUUCGUAUAAGUGGAAUUUUUUGUGUACUGAUUAUUUUGCUCAAUAUUAUGUCUUUAAGAUUCUCUGUAUUGUUGCAUGUGGCUGAGUUUAUUUUUGAUGCUGUGUAGUGUUUUACUAAUGAAUAAAUCAUAAUUCAGUUUUUA